Messenger RNA from Vitis riparia (riverbank grape), 3172 nucleotides. RefSeq names its product glutamate receptor 2.9-like. Lineage: Eukaryota; Viridiplantae; Streptophyta; Magnoliopsida; Vitales; Vitaceae. Gene Ontology annotation, cellular component: plasma membrane. The record is from RefSeq and is a predicted model, not a curated record. The transcript is spliced from 5 exons. Gene Ontology annotation, molecular function: glutamate-gated receptor activity. The coding region runs from base 3 to 2966 and encodes 987 amino acids.
AUAUGAACCGCUCAAAGCAAGUUGAGACACACCCUUGGGAAGGAACUCUUUUUUUGAGGUAUAUGGAGUAUUCACAUUCAAGUAAGUGCCCUGGUCUUAAAUCAUUGCAACAGUGUGCUCCAUCUCCCUCUCCCUCUCCAUGGACCACUUCCCCUUAUAUAAAUGACAUUGUUAUCAUAACCACAUGGGAAGGAACUCUACCCAGAAACGCCCUAAUGAAUGUCCCAUCCAAUUCCGUUAACACAGCUCCAAAAUCUCGUUUCCCCUGCUCUCUUUUCAUCGUCUUCCUUCUGAUUCUCUCCCAUGCAUACAUCAUCGCAGCUGACUACAAACCCACAAAUAUUGGAGCAAUCGUGGAUGCUAGUUCCCGUAAAGGCAAAGAAGAAAAAACAGCCAUGGAAAUAGCAAUUAGUAGGUUCAAUAGGGAUUCGAAGAAUCUCCAGCUGUUUCUCCAUUUCGGUAACUCCACCGGAGAACCCAUUCAGGCAGCUUUCACUGCUCAAGAGCUGAUUAAAGAGAAGGAAGUGGGGGUGAUUGUGGGCACGGAUACAUGGCAGGAAGCAGCUUUAGUGGCUGAUGUUGGAAACCGGGCUCAAGUGCCUGUUCUUUCAUUAGCAGCAUCAACCAUUACCCCACCAUUAAGGCAGAUUAGGUGGCCUUUCUUGGCACAAAUGGGUAGCAAUGUUUCUGAACAAAUCAGAUGUAUUUCAGCUAUUGUUGGAUCCUACCAUUGGCAAAGGGUCAUCGUAGUCUAUGAAGAUGAUGCACAUGGUGGUGAUUCUGGGAUGCUAGCUCCUUUAUCUGAGGCUCUUCAAUACUUCAGUUCAGAGAUCGAGUAUACUGUGGUUCUUCCACCAAUAUCAUCUUUAUCUGACCCAAAAGAAGCCAUCAAUGAAGAGCUGAUGAAGCUUCUCAGUAUACAAUCAAGAGUUUUCAUUGUUCUCAAAUCAUCUCCAUUGAUGGCUACCCAUUUGUUCCAAGAAGCAAGGCGAAUGGGAUUUAUGGCGAGAGAGUCAGCCUGGAUAAUUACAGAUACCAUUUCGAGCUUCUUGGACUCCAUUGACACUUCUGCUAUCUCCUAUAUAGAAGGGGCUCUAGGAAUUAAAACCUACUAUUCCAAAACCAGUAGGCCCCUCCUAGAAUUCUCUGCUCAGUUCCAGAAAAUGUUUGAAAAUGAAUACCCAGAAGAAGACAACACCAAGCCGGGAAUUCAUGCACUACGAGCAUACGAUAGCAUUUCUGUCAUCGCAAAUGCCCUGGUGAGAUUAGCUAGUGAUACUAUUACUCCAAAAAGGCUGUUAGAAACUAUAUUAUCAAGCAAUUUCAAUGGUUUAAGUGGCAAAAUUAGUUUCCAAGGGGGUGAUCAAUUGGAUUCAAAUUCGUUGCCAUUGAGGAUUAUAAACCUUGUUGGAAAGGGCUACAAGGAGCUUGACUUUUGGACGCAGGACUUGGACCACCCUUUUAGCAGAGAAGGUGGAGAGGCAAAUAGUAAUAGAAGAACUACAAAGGUUUUGGAUGGUCCAGUGAUUUGGCCAGGGUACCUGAAACGUGUUCCCAAGGGAUGGGAGAUGCCCACUGAUGAAAAACGAUUGAAGAUAGGAAUUCCAGCUAACACCUCUUUUGAUAAGUUUGUGAAGGUGGACGAAGCUCAAAUUGAUCCUGAGAAAAAAUAUACUGGUUUCUGUAUUGAUAUUUUCCGAGAGGUGAUAAAAAUUCUGGAGCAAAAUUACUCUCUACCCUAUGACUUCCAUCCAUAUGAUGGCACAUAUGACGAGCUGGUUGAUCGUGUUUAUACCAAGACUUAUGAUGCUGUCGUUGGCGAUAUGACAAUAUUAGCAAACCGUUCAAGAAUAGUGGAAUUUACUCAGCCAUUUGCUGAGUCAGGGUUGUCCAUGAUAACUCCAGUUAAAUCUAGAGAAGCCUACAAGGCAUGGCUGUUCAUGAAGCCCUUCACCAUGGAAAUGUGGGUGGUGACUGGCGUUAUCUUGAUCUACACAAUGUUUAUAGUUUGGAUAUUGGAGCACCAAAACAAUCCAGAAUUUCAAGGCUCGUGGAAGGAUCAGCUUGGCACUACACUUUGGUUCACCUUCUCUUCUCUUUUCUUUGCUCACAAGGAAAAAAUUAAUAGCAACAUUACUCGAGUGGUGGUAGUGGUGUGGCUAAUGGUUGUAUUCGUUUUAACCUCAAGCUACACUGCUAGUCUCUCUUCAAUGCUGACAGUCCAACGACUCGAACCCAAUGUGACAGACAUCGAGUGGCUUAAGGUUCACAAGUUAAACGUUGGUUGUGAUGGUGAUUCAUUUGUGAGAAAGUACUUGGAGGAUGUUCUUGAUUUUAAAAAAGACAACAUCAAGAAUAUUAGCAGCGAAUAUGACUAUCCUAACGAAUUCCAGAAAGGCACUAUCUCAGCAGCCUUUCUUGAACUCCCUUAUGAAAAGGUUUUCAUGAAUCGGUACUGCAAGAAUUACACUGCCUCCAAUCCCCUCAGCAGAUUUGGAGGAUUAGGCUUUGUAUUUCAAAAAGGUUCUCCAAUAGCUGCAGAUGUCUCUAAAGCCAUCCUAACCCUUUCAGAGAGAGGGAUUCUACAAUCAUUAGAAGACAAGUGGUUCCCUAGCUCCGACGACUGUUCCACUACUGACACUAUUGAAUUGAGCCUCCAGAACUUCUGGGCUCUUUAUGUUCUAUGUGGCGCCACUUCCACCAUUUGUUUUCUGCUCUUCCUUUGUCGUCCCCUAUUAAAAUAUUUUCAGCAAAAAGAGCCAAGUGAAAGUGCCUGGAGAAGAACUGUUGAACUAGCAAAUUACAUCCACAAUGUAGAAAUUAAGAUUCCAGAGAGAGCUUCAGAUUUUUCUCAAGGGUCCAAUAGGGCCUCUUCAAGUGGUUCUCCCGGGUGGGUACCAGUGAGCCCUUCUGAUGCUCCUGAACCAUCAGAGGCCUCUCCUCCAACUGCUAUUCAAAUGAUAUGAACUAUUGAUUGUAGCUAGAACGAAUCUAGGACUGACCCCAUUAAGAUUCUAUAAGAGGUUGUAAUAUAUAAGAACUUAGGAAUUUAUUUGUUGUAAGGAGUUAUAAUAUUCAUUAAUUGAAUUGAUAAUUCUUCUAGGUUCUCAAGCUGUUCCUAUUAGACAUUGUUGUGUUGGUGUAAAUACAAAAUUUGAAUAUUACUUCAGAA